AGGGGAGAGGCGACGGUGGUAGUAUUUCUUGGACCCCACGCCUUCUCCUCCGCCCCCUCGCCGCUGACGUGGCGCCCACCGCUUGAAAAAAGACUCACGUAGCAGAUAUUCCCCCCGCUCCCUUCCCCUCUCGUCCUCCACUCGAAUGUCUCCCCACGCCGACGCAGCCACGGCCACCGCCUCUUCCGGCGCGUCGCCGUCGCCCUCCCCAGCGGCGGCGGCGGCGGUGGGGCGGGGGAUGGUGCGGUCGGACCAGAUCCUCCCGCGCCGCUCCCUCCGCGUCCUCCUCGUCGAGCACGACGACUCCACCCGCCAGGUCGUCACCGCGCUCCUCCGCAAGUGCGGCUACCGCGUGGCGGCGGUGGCGGACGGGAUGAAGGCGUGGGAGGUCAUGCGGGAACGCGCGUACGCCUUCGACCUCGUGCUCACGGAGGUCGACAUGCCCACACUCUCGGGCAUCCAGUUGCUCGCCAGGAUCGCCGCCGCCGCCGAGUGCAAGAACAUCCCCGUCAUCAUGAUGUCGUCCCAAGAUUCUAUUGGCACGGUGCUCAAGUGCAUGCAGAAGGGUGCAGUGGACUUCCUUGUAAAACCACUGAGAAAGAAUGAGUUGCGUAACUUGUGGCAACAUGUAUGGAGGCGGCAUGCAAUGAAUAGCCAAACAAAUGGAUCAGAAAAUAAUGCAGCCAGCAAUCAUAUAAGUGCCAAUGCUGCUAAUGGGUCAAAGACAGGAGAAAACAGCGAUGAGGAAAGUGAUGCCCAAAGCUUUAGAAGCAAGAGGGAGACUGAAAUUCAGAGCGUUGAGAAAUUAUCAAAGAUUUGUACAGAUGAAGGGGCUGGUUCAUCCAGAAAACUUAAAAUACAGAAUGAGUCUUAUAACACAAAAGUGCAUGUGUCAAAAGGCAGUGAUGAUGCUCCAAGUGGAAGUGCGUGUGACAUUAGUAAGCUACAAGCGUUUUCAGCUGAGAAGAAUGCACGCUCCAAAUGCCUUAAUGGUAUUACUUCUGCAAAGGUUGCUGAGCAAAUAAUGGAUAAUGCCUUGAGGUUCGCUGAUGCAAGUUCACGUCGUCCAAGCAAUCUUGGCAAAGAUUUGGCUAUGACCCAACCAACAGCUGACAGAAAAUGCAAAUCUUCAGUCAUGGAAAAUAAUGCUGUCAUGGAAAAUAACCUUGGUGAAAACUCAAAGGGUGCUACAAUAGGUCAUGCAGAAUCUUGCCCCUCCCAAUUUCUGGAGAUCAACUUAGGAAAGCAACACUGUCUUAAUGGUUAUGCAAACCAAGAGUUUAGGGAAAAAGAUACCUUCAAUCAUUCAAAUUCCUCUGCCUUUUCGAGAUAUGGUAAUAAAACGAUAGAACCAUCAGCUCAGCAACAGUUGUUCCCUUCUCUCUGCAUAACCCGCCAAGAACCUGUGUAUGAAAAGGACCCAGUUCUACAACCCAAUGGGGUAUUGCCGUCCCAUGAACAUAAUACAGGCGAGAGUAGAAUGCAAACUCGAAUUCCUUUGGGCAGUAGCACGGAUGGUGCUGCUAUCCUGUGUUCCAGUAGCGCAAGAGAAGAUGCUGGUACAAGCAAUUCCUCUCAUAGAAAGGACAGCCUGAACCAUCCUUCAUAUGGGUUUAUACCUCUUCCAAUUCCUGUUGGUGCUGCGAUGCCCUACCAUUAUGGUGCAAUUCUGCAGUCAUUAUACUACCCACAGGCUCAUGUUCAUUGUGAUUCAGCUGGCAUCAACAAGGCAGCAAUUCAGCACGCCUCUGGUCAAUUUAGUUACCAUGAAAAUCACAGAAAACCAUCUCAGGUUGAUGAACACAAACAGUUGGAUGAAAAUCAGCUGCAUCAUUCAAGACAAGUUCUCCGAGAAUCAGGAGAACUAAUUGACUUGGCAAGAGCUCAUGGGGAGCUUGUUAACCAGAGUGCUAGCUGCAGCCAGGAUAUCUGUAAAGGAAUUGGAUGCACUGGUAGUGGUGAAACUGUCAAUACAAAUACGGUAGUUGUCCUAGAAAGUGGCAAUGAAAGUGGUGUCCAGAACUGCGGUUACAAUGGAUUGGAUAGUGAACGGUCUCGCCGUGAAGCUGCCUUGAUAAAAUUUCGUAUUAAAAGAAAAGACCGAUGCUUUGAGAAAAAGGUUAGAUAUCAUAGCAGGAGGAAGCUCGCAGAGCAAAGACCGAGAGUUAAGGGGCAGUUUGUGAGCCAAAAACUGAAAUCAGCUACAACAACAGAUGCGGAAACUGACCAGUAACGAUGUUAAUUCGUGACUGUACUUUUGAUUCUUCCCUUCCCAGGUGAAAACGGUAAUUGAAGUGGUAAGACUGAAGGCUGGCAAAAGUUUUCCUUCCAUGGUUAGCCUUUUUGCACAGGUGAAUUUAUUGGCAUUCGAGCCAUAUUUUGUAAAGCACAUCGAGUUGACAAAUGUUCAGGGAAAAAGGAGUGCACAGAUCCGGAUUUUCAUUGUAUACUUUAAAUGUAUCUGGAGUGAGGAGUCCGUACAGCUUUAACUAACUUUUGUUGCCACUGCAGUAGUUGUAAGGUGUAUGUACUAGUCUGUACACCUAGAACAUCAUUAGUAGUUAGCUUAUCAGUGUAAUAAGGUCAGUUCUGUUCCAUACCCAGCGACUAAUUGUCUCUAAAAGAGUUCCUCUUGCCAGACAGUGGAGGAUAGAUUCAGCAAUUUGCUUGCCUGUAAAUUGAACUAUCCGACCGAGUA
Molecule: messenger RNA, 2698 nt
Organism: Phragmites australis (common reed)
Lineage: Eukaryota; Viridiplantae; Streptophyta; Magnoliopsida; Poales; Poaceae
Product: two-component response regulator-like APRR3
Exons: 8
Coding region: 146-2233 (695 amino acids)
Biological process (GO): cytokinin-activated signaling pathway; phosphorelay signal transduction system
Molecular function (GO): protein binding
Source: RefSeq, a predicted model, not a curated record